Molecule: messenger RNA, 1710 nt
Organism: Metarhizium robertsii ARSEF 23
Lineage: Eukaryota; Fungi; Ascomycota; Sordariomycetes; Hypocreales; Clavicipitaceae
Product: methylcrotonoyl-CoA carboxylase beta chain
Exons: 3
Coding region: 1-1710 (569 amino acids)
Biological process (GO): L-leucine catabolic process
Cellular component (GO): methylcrotonoyl-CoA carboxylase complex; mitochondrion
Molecular function (GO): methylcrotonoyl-CoA carboxylase activity
Source: RefSeq, a predicted model, not a curated record
AUGUCUCUCUGCCGGUCAUCACAACAGGCCCUGCGGCUGGCCCGCCUCCGCGCCCAUCAUCCCAAACAGCAUCACAUCCAGUCCCGCGCCAUCGCGAACCUCACGCCCCCUCACCAAGCAGCCGCCAUAUCGCGCCUCCAAACCAAUGUCGACCCCUCGUCGGAGGAGUACAAGGAAAAUGAGAAGCACAUGUCUGAAGUCACGGCCAGAAUGGCCGAGCUCACGCGCAAGAUCCAGCGCGGGGGUCCUGAAAAGGCCCGCGAAAAGCACAUUGCUCGCAAGAAGAUGCUGCCGAGGGACCGCAUCACGUCGCUGAUUGACCCCGGGACGACGUUUUUGGAACUGUCCCCCAUGGCCGGCUACGAGCUGUACCCCGAGGCCGAGGUUCCCGCCGGCGGCAUCAUUACCGGCGUCGGCGUCGUCGAGGGCGUCACCUGCGUCAUUGUUGCAAACGACAGCACAGUCAAGGGCGGCACUUACUAUCCCAUUACCGUCAAAAAGCAUCUCCGUGCCCAGGCUGUUGCGCAGGAGAACAAGCUGCCCUGCAUCUACCUGGUCGACUCUGGCGGUGCCAACCUCCCGCACCAGUCCGACGUCUUCCCCGACCGCGAGCACUUUGGCCGCAUCUUCUACAACCAAGCACGCAUGUCGUCGCAGGGAAUCCCCCAGAUUGCCGUCGUCAUGGGCCCUUGCACCGCGGGAGGCGCCUACGUCCCCGCUAUGUCCGACGAGUCCAUCAUUGUCGGCGAACAGGGCCACAUCUUCCUUGCCGGCCCUCCCCUCGUCAAAGCCGCCACCGGCGAGGUCGUGAGCGCCGAGGAACUCGGCGGCGGCAAGAUGCACUCCUCGGUGUCCGGCGUGACCGACUACCUGGCCGUCGACGACGCCCACGCCAUCACCCUCGCCCGACGAUCCAUCAGCAACCUCAACUGGCCUGCCAGAUCCGCCACCACGCAACCUCCUGCCACCACCUUCUCAGAGCCCCUCUACGACCCAGAGGAGCUCAUGGGCAUCGCAACCACCAAUCUCCGCAAGCCCAUCCCCAUCCGUGAGGUCAUUGCCCGUGUCGUCGACGGCUCCGAAUUCUCCGAGUUCAAGCGCGACUUUGGCACCACCCUCGUCACCGGCUUCGCCUCCAUCUACGGCCACAAGGUCGGCAUUGUCGCCAACGACGGCAUCCUCUUCGCCUCGUCCGCCGUCAAGGGCGCCCACUUCAUCGAGCUCUGCGCCCAGCGCGGCAUCCCCCUCGUCUUUCUGCAAAACAUAUCCGGCUUCAUGGUCGGCACCGCCUCGGAGCGAGACGGAAUCGCCAAGCACGGCGCCAAGCUCGUCACGGCCGUCGCCUGCGCCGACGUGCCCAAGUUCACCGUCGUCGUCGGCGGCUCCUACGGCGCCGGCAACUACGGCAUGUGCGGGCGCGCCUACAGUCCCCGGUUCCUCUGGAUGUGGCCCAACGCCCGCGUCGGUGUCAUGGGCAGCGAGCAGCUCGCCGCCGUCAUGGAGACUGUUGGCCAAAAGGCCGACCCUGAGCUCAGGGCUCGCAUCGAUCGCGAGACCGAGGCCACGUUCUCCUCUGCCAGACUCUGGGACGAUGGCAUCAUCCCCCCUCAACAUACUCGACGCUACCUCGGCCUAGGCCUGCAGGCUGCCAUGGGUGGGCGUAACGAGGUCAAGGCUGGAGAUACCAAAUUCGGUGUCUUCAGAAUGUAA